AUGCUGACGACUAACAACUAUUAUGUUGCCCUUGCUCUGACCGUUAUUACGAUGCUCACCUGGGGCACCAACAAGGUUGCUGUGAAGUAUCUUACGUAUUCAGUUGCUUUCUAUACUAUUGACUAUUUUACGUGGGUGUUCAUCUUCCAUAUUAUUUUCGGCCUUACUAUUGGUGCUGAUUACAUGCCCCCUGAAUUGGGAUAUGGAAUGAUUUCUAACCUUCGUGAGAUCAUCAAUCACGACGAUGCGAAGGGUCUGUGGGUACAACUUGGAGGACCUGCUCUGGCUGGAGCAAGUACCGCCGCAUUUAGCUUGAUUAUGUUUGCCCUUACUGAUGGUUUUGGGCUGACUAGUGCUAUUCCUCUUCUUUUUGGUUCCGCCAUGCUUUUUGGUGUGAUUGCAUCUUACUACGUCGAGGACCCUGCGAGACGUGGAAACAAGGUGCUCGUUUUCUCUGGAGUGGCGAUUCUUUUCUUCGCAGUUCUUUUAAAUACGAUUGCCUCCAGAAUGAACAGUAAGAGUCGCAAGGCCAACAGUUCCAGUGAGAAGGAUAUUACGAAGCCUCUUCUGGACGACCAGCAAAAGAGCGAGUCUGUCCCUGCUGCUGAGGCUGCUCCUGCUCCUGCUGUUCCUGCUGCUGAAGCUGUUCCUGCUCCUCUUCCUGCUGAGUCUGCUCCUGCUCCUGCUGUUCCUGCUGCUGAAGCUGUUCCUGCUCCUCUUCCUGCUGAGUCUGCUCCUGCUGCUCCUACUGCUGAGGCUCUUCCUGCUCCUUCUGGUGAAACAACGGUGCCUAUUCCUGAGCCUAAGGAAGCCAAGAAGCUGUCCAUGACGAUGUUCGUCGUUCUGGGUCUGCUGGGUGCGUUCUUCGAUUUCUUCUAUGCUCCUUGCACCGCCAUGGGUAGUUCUGGAGACAUUCCUCUCUCGCCCUAUGGAGUGUUCCUUGUGGCCUCCUUCGCCUCCUUCGUCGUCGUUUAUCCUCUUGCUUAUAUCUUGAUGCGUUGGCCGGUCAAGGGAGCUAAGGCUACUUGGAAGGAGUAUUUCCAGGCUACUUGGAAGCAGCGCUGGCCUGCUAUCUGGUCUGCGGCUCUCCUUGCGAUUGGAAAUGUGUGUUUUGCUACUGCUGGAAGCACGCUGUCAACUACUAUUAGCUAUGCUUUGAGCCGUGGUACUCUUCUGGUGUCUGCCCUUCUGGGAAUUCUGUGCUACAAGGAGUUUAAUGGUGCCAAUGCAUCCACCUGGGCCACUCAAAUUAUUGCCCUCAUUUUGUUUGUCGUGGCAAUUGUUGUGGAGGCUAUGGCGGCUAAAAAGUAGUUUGAAUACACUAUUGA
Blastocystis hominis is the source of this 1328-nucleotide messenger RNA. RefSeq lists its product as hypothetical. NCBI's taxonomy places the organism in Eukaryota, Bigyra, Opalinata, Blastocystidae. Gene Ontology annotation, biological process: carbohydrate transmembrane transport. The record is from RefSeq and is a predicted model, not a curated record. Gene Ontology annotation, cellular component: membrane. The transcript is spliced from 5 exons. The coding region runs from base 1 to 1311 and encodes 436 amino acids. Gene Ontology annotation, molecular function: carbohydrate transmembrane transporter activity.